This is a messenger RNA of Pipistrellus nathusii (Nathusius's pipistrelle), 1530 nucleotides long. The record is from the annotation of a GenBank genome assembly. Lineage: Eukaryota; Metazoa; Chordata; Mammalia; Chiroptera; Vespertilionidae.
AUGGCGGCGGCGGCGGCGGCGGCGGCGGGACCCGCAGAGCCCCCGUCGGGGCCCGCGGCGGGCGCCCGCUUCUUCUGCACCGCGGGCCGCGGCCUGGAGCCCUUCCUGAUGCGGGAGGUGCGGGCGCGGCUGCAGGCCACGCAGGUUGAAUAUAUUUCAGGAAAAGUUUUUUUCACCACCUGUUCUGACUUGAAUAUGCUGAAAACAUUAAAAUCCGCAGAAAGAUUAUUUUUGCUGAUUAAAAAGCAGUUGCCAUUUAAUGUUUCUUCUGUAAGUAAAGGAAAAAUAUUUUAUGAAAUGCAAAGAUUUAUAAGUGAUGAUCCUGAAAGUUGGUUGAAUGCCAUUUCGAUUUGGAAAAAUCUUCUUGAACUUGAUGCAAAAAAGACAAAACUUUCUCAAGGAGAUGCUAACCCACUAAAAAGAAAAAGGGAAGAAAAUGACAGCAUUAUUGCUAAGAAAUUAAAAGCAGAACAAAUGCAAGAGACACAAGAGAAUAGGGAACGCCAGCUGGAAGAGCCAAAAGGAGAGGAAACACUGGAGCGAGGAGAUCCUCUCACUGAAAGAGAGGAAUGUCAAGAAGAACUUCAGAAUGACGUCACAAAAGCAGGAGAUAUUCUUAACCAGAAGGACUUGACCUUCAGAGUUUCCUGUCGCUGCAGUGGAGCCAUUGCAAAGACCCUUUCUGCCCAGGAAGUAGGAAGAAUAAUUGGAAUUGCUCUUAUGAAACAUUUUGGAUGGAAAGCAGAUUUGAGGAAUCCGAACUUAGAGAUAUUUAUACAUCUAAAUGACACUUACUCUCUCAUGGGAAUUCCUGUUUUCAGGGUUUCUUUAGCCAGCAGAGCUUACCUCAGGACAGCAGGACUGAGGUCUACCGUAGCAUGGGCAAUGGCCUCUGUCGCUGAAAUUAAGACUGGUGCAUUUGUUUUAGAUCCAAUGUGUGGACUCGGAACAAUACUUUUGGAAGCAGCUAAAGAAUGGCCGGAUGUGUACUAUGUGGGCGCUGAUGUCAGCGACUCACAGUUACAAGGUGCAUGUGACAACGUGAAAGCUGCAGGCCUCAUGGGUAAAAUUGAGUUACUUAAAGUCUCUGUUAUAGAAUUGCCAUUGCCUUCAGAAAGUGUCGAUAUUAUUAUUUCUGACAUCCCAUUCGGGAAAAAGUUUAAGUUAGGGAAAGACAUCAAACGCAUUCUACAAGAAAUGGAAAGAGUGCUCCAUGUUGGCGGGACCGUUGUACUGUUGCUCAGUGAAGAUCACCGUAGGCGCCUCACAGACUGUGAAGGGAGCGGCUUCCCUUUGAAUUCCAAAGGCAGCCACUCCGAUGAACCUGGAGUUGAAAAAUGUUUGAUUCUCGAAGGAGAAACUGGCAUAUCAGAGACAGUGUCAUCUUCAUUUGAAGCCAGUCACCAGGAAUGCUUACAUAAAAUGCCACCGUUUGGCUCCUUGGUGCCAGUGGAAUGCUACAAAGUUAGCCUUGGGAAAACAGAUGCAUUUAUAUACAAAUAUAAGAAGUCAUCUUCUUCUGGACUGUAG